AUGGCUUCACCGCCGCCCGCGUCGUCCGCACCUCUCCAGGACGCCGCGCCAGCCAGCGGGUCCGACGCGGCGCAACAGCAGCGUUCCGCUCGGGCUCGGUCUCCGCGAUUCCCACCGCACAAUGCCCCGCGCACCUGGUUUCUGACGAAUGGCACGUCGCCCAUUAGCAUCGCCCUAGCCACUCAGCUUCUCGACCACGGCGAUCACGUUGUCGCCGGAGUACUUCCCGCCGAGUUCGAGCGCGAGAGCGGCCGGAGCGAGGAGUUCCGCAACUUCCUCGAUAGGGUCAGCAGCGCGGAAGGUGAUAAGGAGCGCUGGAAGGAACGGCUGCGUGUCGUGAGCCUGGAUGCUAGAGUAAUUGGCCAGUGCCAGGCUGCUAUCGCCGAAGCUGUUGAUGCCUUCCAGAAGGUUGAUGUGCUGCUUGGCUGCUCCAGCGAGACGGUCGUUGGCACGGUCGAGGAAUUGGCCCAAUCGACUCGGACCAUGAACCUUGUCCGUGACCAGUUCGAAACAACCUUCUUCUCCAAUGUGAACAUCAUCAAGGCCGUUUUGCCCACCAUGCGGGCUGCAAAGAAUGGUCACAUAAUCAUGCUGACAGGAACAACGGGCCAUUUGGGCACGCCGGGACUUGGCAUGUACUGUGCCUCGCAGUGGGCCAUUGAGGGAUACUGUGAUAGUCUGGCUUACGAGAUAGCGCCGUUCAACAUCAAGAUGUCCAUCGUCCAGCCAAACAUGGAAGUAAAUGUCUUGACAAACCGCAUUACCUCAGCUCCGCCUAUGGAAGAGUACGCGCCCGAUGUCAAUCCUGCACCUCUUUGCCGGGAAAUUUUUAGCGGCUUGCUGGAUAAGCUGGACACCAGGUCUGUUGGUCUCGCAAACCAGCCAUCACCAUCGGCGGAUGAUGAAGGUCCUUCUCCAGCCAGCACGGCCAACGUGCAUUCAACCGGAGAUCUCCUCUCAUCCCCACAAAUUACUUCGUUGUACCCCAUGCUGGACCCUUCUGUACGUUCCUCGUUGAUUGCGGAGACGGUUCAUGCUCUCACUGCCAUUGGAGGUCAUGAUAACCCACCUGCUCGCCAUAUUGUAGGAUUUGAAGGCGUUGCAAGUGUGAAAGAGAAGUUAAAAACUGUAAGUGAAGAGCUGGAAGAUUUCAAUGAGGUGAGCGGCGCAGUCGACAUCGGCAAGGGCGAGGAUGCAAUGGAUAUCACCCAAGGCUGA
Lasiodiplodia theobromae is the source of this 1218-nucleotide messenger RNA. Its product is annotated as Short chain dehydrogenase reductase. The coding region runs from base 1 to 1218 and encodes 405 amino acids. The record is from RefSeq and is a predicted model, not a curated record. The transcript has 3 exons. NCBI's taxonomy places the organism in Eukaryota, Fungi, Ascomycota, Dothideomycetes, Botryosphaeriales, Botryosphaeriaceae.